AAUGGCGCUGGCAGGAUCGAGAAAUCAGGCAUCGCAUAUGGGCGGAAGCAAAAUCAAGUGCUUCGCUGAGGACCUUGGCCACCGGAAGUGAGUGGAGUUACGUGGAAAGCUUUGGGCGACAUGAUCUGAUUAUGUAAGCAUGUCUUACCCAUAGCUCGGAAGCUGGCUCGUUCCCUUAACCAGUCGAGUCCAGAACACAGCUGAAGCCAACGCUCUACAAUGCAGAAUCACUUGUCGCAAUUACCAGCGCCGUUGCCGCUUUAUAUCCUACUGGAGCUGCCUAAUUUGAAAGCCUUAUAUGCCGCUAUCUUGUCAUCACCGCACUUGUACGCGACGUUUCGCCUGAACGCUCGCCAUGUGUUUGACACUAUCGCUCAUCGGAGCAUGCCCAAUGAGCUGAUCAAUUUGAUCUAUAUGCAUCUUCAUCUACAGCAGCAACCAUCCGACGAGUUCAAAAUGGAUCUUUUUGGAGAUUUUCAAGUCCAAGAUCGAUUCAGAGCAGUGAAACUAGCCCUAGCGAGCUCACGGCACACGACUUCUGCUGCGAACGUUUUUCGUGUGGUCGCUCAAGGUGUGCUUCUCUACGACAUAGGACGUUUCAUCCUCCGGUCUAAGCUUGAUUAUCUUAAGACUCUCCAGCUCCAGAAGCUGGCGGACCCGCGGUUCAAUUACAUGCUCUAUGACCGCGAUUUAGUCAUGCGACAAAAUCCUGAAGGUACCACGUUACAUCUAGCCGCAAGUUUCGGAGAUCCUAGCUGGCUGGAGGAAGGUCGUGUUCUAUGGGGUUUGUGGAGAUUGAGUAUCGCAAGGCUCAUAUCACAUAAAUUUGCAGCAUGUUCCUAUGGUAACGCUUUAGAUUCUGUCGUUCGCACGCAGGUCAACUUUUCGCCCCUUGCCCAUCGCUGGACAGACAACAUAAUAGCAGAGAUCACCAAUUCUAUGGUGGCAGGGACAAGGCUGCAACCGCCAGCUAGCGCGCGAGCCUCAUCACCGAAACCAAUUGAUCUCGACCAUCUAACUGUAGUGCAGCCUUAUCUGAUCCCUCAUCCUCCUUACUUGACGAUUAUCCCAAGCUCUAAAGAAUUGGUACCAACUGCUCCAGUGUUUUCAUGGUGUCCUGCAGACGUGUCGGAGCCAUCACACCAUUCUGUUGUAUGGUCUCCGUUUGACGCUGAAUUCCAAAGAGAGAACCCAUCCGCCAGAUACGUUCGUGCGAUGGAAAAUGCCCCUUAUGGCCCGAUACAAGCCCAGUGUAGUGAUGUUUUCGAUCGUCUAGGGUUUGGGUUUUGGGACACUCGGCGGAUUUGCGCUGAUUUCGAACUCCGGAUGCCUCGCCGGCACCUUGAAAUGGACCCAUCCCUCUAUGGCCAAGGUGGACCUAAGCAUGUCAGCAUGAGCGGCGGCUUGUUCCGUCUGCUUGGUAUAUACAAGCAAGAAAGAGAGCGUGAAAAGGAUGGCUGGAAGAGGGCAGUGUACUCAAUGCGGUCUGAUCUAGGGCGACGGGCUGCUUCAACCGAUCAUUGAGUCCGUUUAUGGCCGUCUCUACCAAUUGGGAAUGUCUUGCUGUGUAUAUAAUCAUCAGCACCUGCGACUUACCGUUCAGAGUGUUGUCGCUAUGUUGUGAGAUUGGUGGAAAUUGUGUAGACCUGAGGAAGGACCGACUGAGACCAAUCGACUAAAGCUAACGAAUACCCAAGCGACGAACGCGUUCUGUCUCGACGUCCAUUCCGUAUGACAUCACCUGCCAGGUGUCUGCUUUCUGCUUG
Aureobasidium subglaciale EXF-2481 is the source of this 1766-nucleotide messenger RNA. RefSeq lists its product as uncharacterized. Lineage: Eukaryota; Fungi; Ascomycota; Dothideomycetes; Dothideales; Saccotheciaceae. The coding region runs from base 220 to 1524 and encodes 434 amino acids. The transcript has a single exon. The record is from RefSeq and is a predicted model, not a curated record.